Molecule: messenger RNA, 435 nt
Organism: Sparassis crispa
Lineage: Eukaryota; Fungi; Basidiomycota; Agaricomycetes; Polyporales; Sparassidaceae
Exons: 2
Coding region: 1-435 (144 amino acids)
Source: RefSeq, a predicted model, not a curated record
AUGGAAUUAGAAGGCGAACCAGUACUCCAUUAUUCUUUCCUUGACGAAGCCGCAUCACUCCCUUCAGCAAAUGGUGUCGGUAUCCCAUUGCAAUUGUACCCAAACCAUUGUCGCUGGUCGCCAGAGGGGUACGAUGAACUGAUUACGGAGAUCCCCAUUGGGAUCAUAACGCCAGACAUAUUUGCCCAAGCGUGGUACAAUGUGGAGCAUCCAAAUACUAUUGGCACACCGACAGAGUCAUAUCCUCCACUGGCGCUGUCUACGUCUUCCUUGCAGGUUGAUACCGCUGAGCUGGACGAUCUACAACUCUCUGGGUAUCCGGAUUAUUAUCAGCAAGACUUACCUUUCCAAACAUUGACCCAGCCUUCCACCACGCCAUCGCCUCAUGCAACAAGCAGUUGCACUGGUCGUCGAGAUCCUUUGCCAUUCAUCUAG